Messenger RNA from Lineus longissimus, 8066 nucleotides. RefSeq names its product small G protein signaling modulator 1-like. Gene Ontology annotation, biological process: activation of GTPase activity. Gene Ontology annotation, molecular function: GTPase activator activity. Bases 243 to 3650 code for a protein of 1135 amino acids. The record is from RefSeq and is a predicted model, not a curated record. The transcript is spliced from 24 exons. Lineage: Eukaryota; Metazoa; Nemertea; Pilidiophora; Heteronemertea; Lineidae.
UGGCGCGUAUGAAUACAUAAUUCCAGGAAGUUCCUAGAAACUCAUAAGACUCCGUUUUAUCCACAGUUUGAUCCUAAAAGUUACACUUUUCAUGAUUUAGUUGUCUGUGUAAUUAUUCUAUGAUGUUUCAAGAGUCAUAAUAGUCAUAUUAUUGCGAUUUAUUAAGUCACCUAUAACUUCUCGGAUGGCUACAAAAUUGGUGUUGUUCGGCUACUGCAUAAAUAAUCAAGAGUUCUGUCAAAAUGGCAUCUGAAAAUGAUAAGGAAAUACGGGAGAGAUUGCUGCGAAAUGUCAAGAAAGAGGUCAAGUCGAUUAUGGAGGAGGCGGUCACCCGCAAGUUUGUGCAUGAGGAGAGCAGCAGUAUCACAGCACUAUGUGGUACCGUAGAAGCUUGCCUCCAGUAUGGCCUCAAGAAGCGUGCCCUGGGCCUCUUCAAGAACAGCAACACAUCGGCACUUAUCCAGAAAAUCGCCAAACACUGUGAGCCAGCAGCACAGGUGGCAAAGUUACUCAGCGCUGUCGAAGCAAAUGACUCCAAGAAAUCUUUGGAUAACAACAAAAAUCAGACGCCAAAGAAGCCAUCGAUGUUCUACAAUCCAAAAUAUCUGUGGAUACGGUUAGCCCUGUUUGAGAAAGUUCUUGGCAAAAUUGUCGAGUAUCUUGUGGAUAAUGGGAAUAAAUACUAUGACAAGGAGUCGAUAGUCGGUGAUGCUGUGGAUGGGCCUAUUUUGGCAUCGUUAGUUGUUGGCCCUUGCGCCCUUGACUUCACCAAGAUGAAGACAACAGACCACUUCUGGACAGACCCACCUGCUGACGAACUGGUCCAGAGGCAUCGGAUACAUAGUAGUGGCAACCAUUAUAAUGGCCCGGGAUCACCAAAAAGAUUAGGAUUACAGGUUCGCAAGAACACCAGUUCAAGCAGUGAGGACAGUCUUCGGUGUACGCCACUGUCUGCCAAGGAAUAUGUGGAGUCGUUACAUCAAAACUCAAAGACACAACUAUUGUAUGGCAAGAAUAAUGUCAUUGUUCAGCCGAAAGAGAAUGUUGAACGAAUGCCAGGGUAUCUCUCACUACACCAGUCAGCCGAAGGACUAUCCAUAAAAUGGACGCCAAAUCAGCUGAUGAAUGGCUGCUGUGAGGUGGAUGAAAAUGACGAAGAGAUAGACAGAAGGUCGAAGACAUUAGAAAAAUUAAUCAAGCAACGGGGAGGAAAACGAUAUCUGUAUUGGGAGUAUGCCGUCACUGUGUUCCUUGAUGAGAUUGUUUACCUUCACUGCCACCAGCAACCGGACAGUGGCGGGACAAUUGUACUUGUCGGACAAGAUGGUGUCCAGCGGCCGCCGAUUCACUUCCCAAAAGGUGGCCAUCUGCUGGCUUUCCUGUCUUGCCUGGAGACUGGGCUGCUCCCUCAUGGUCAGCUCGAUCCACCGCUGUGGUCACAGAGAGGUAAAGGAGCGGGUGAAGUUCUGCUAAAGGAAGAAUUCCCACCAGAAUUGAAGCUAUUCUGGUCACUGGUCUCAAUGAUGUGUCCUGAAGACAGAAUGAUCAAACUUCAACACCUAGCUGGUAAAGUGUUCCCUAAGCUGAAGAGGAAGGGUAGUCGCCUGACUAAGGAGGGCCCGGCAGACAUCCCAGAGGAGCCCGAGGAGCCAGCACAGGUCGAAGAGGAAGCGAGUGAUUAUGUAUUCAGAAUAAUAUCCACAUUCAAGCCAGAGAAUCUCCCAGAAGAGUUGAUGGACCCUGAUGUCAAGAGUGAAUCCAAUGGGACAUUCUUCCCAUGGCGUAUGGCGAAACCCUUACUGCGUCACACCAGCUCAAGCAGCAGCACAGCCUCAUCGGUAUCAAGUACCAGCACGGCGUCAAUACAGAGCUAUGCGAAGACUCAGCAACAGUGCAAUACGUCAUGUCUCACUAGUCAAGGGAACCACAGGGCAUGUUCCAGGUCUGCUGUGGAGAAACUGUGUGACACCAUGAAGACACAGAUCAUAUCAAGGGCAUUCUAUGGAUGGCUCGCCCAUUGUCGUCAUUUAAAGACAGUCCGCACUCACCUAUCGGGAUUAGUCAAUGUUAAAAUCGUGUCCUGUGAAGACCCGUUUGAUGCAUCGAAAGGUCUGACAAUCGAAGCCUGGGGCGAACUCUAUCAAGAUGGAACAGUAGUCAAUGAGGCCGAAAUCUACCGGCUGGUUUAUUAUGGAGGAGUGGAAGGAUCUAUCCGGAAGGAGGUAUGGCCAUACCUACUCGGUCACUAUGCCUUUGGCAGUACUCCACAGGAACGUGAGAAGGUCGACACGGACAUGAGAGAUGGGUAUGAGAAGACGAUGUCGGAAUGGCUGGCGGUCGAGGCAAUCGUAAGGCAACGAGAUAAAGAGAUCAUGGCUGCUAACCUUGCCAAGUUAUCAAAUGAGAGUACAGAUGGGACGAUCCCACUUGCGAGAAAGGACUCCAGUCUUAGUAACGAUGUGUUUGAGGAUAACUAUAGUAUAGCUUCAGAUGACAUCAGCCAUCCGGACACACUGCCAGAGGAAGGUAUCUCGGUGGUGACCACACCCACCACGGAUCCUACUCCAGGUAUGAAUAACCAAGUUCAGGUUGAGUGUGAGAAAGAUGAUGCGAGCCUGAUGCAGGGUAAGCCUGAGAGUCCUGAUGAAGGUGUUGGCGAUCUCCGCCACACCUCCAUGUCUGAUUCCAACUCUAAGCAUGAUUCAAGUGAGCUGUUGGCAGAGGCCGUGUGUAAUGACGAGGCUGAUAAUACUCGCAAUAUCAUCAUCACCAACCCAUCAGUGGAUAGUGGCAGUGGUACAGAUGGCGGUGACAAUGCUGAGGUUGAUAUCCCCCUCGCUGUCGAUCUGGAAUUUAUCCGGGAACAAUCUCUGGAGAAGUGCGAAGGCCUCCUGGUAGACACUGACGCUCUAUUGACUGCUUCCAGAGAAAGUCUCGUAUCUCCUGCCUCACCUGCCUCCAAUGGAGGAAUAUAUGCAGCUGAUUUGUUAGAUUCAGUUGCAUUAAACCUUCACCGCAUUGACAAAGAUGUUCAGAGAUGUGAUCGUAACUACUGGUACUUCACACCAGAGAAUCUAGAGAAGCUGCGUAAUGUGAUGUGCACGUAUGUUUGGGAACACCUUGAAGUAGGUUAUGUCCAAGGCAUGUGUGAUCUGGUGGCUCCUCUACUUGUCAUCUUCGAUGAUGAGGCCCUAACGUAUAGCUGUUUCUGUGAAUUGAUGAAGAGAAUGUCAAGCAACUUCCCCCACGGCGGUGCCAUGGACACACACUUUGCUAACAUGCGGUCACUUAUACAGAUCCUCGACUCUGAGCUCUUUGAACACAUGCACCAGAAUGGAGAUUACACACAUUUCUACUUCUGUUACCGAUGGUUCCUUCUAGACUUCAAGAGAGAGUUGGUAUAUGAUGAUGUUUUUGCCGUGUGGGAGGCAAUCUGGGCAGCUAAACAUAUCAGUUCUCAACACUUCGUACUCUUCAUUGCUCUCGCAUUGGUGGAAUACUACCGCGAGAUUAUACUAGACAAUAAUAUGGACUUCACUGAUAUUAUCAAAUUCUUCAACGAAAUGGCUGAACGGCAUAAUGCCAAGCAGGUAUUGAAGAAGUCUCGUGAUCUUGUGUAUCGUCUUCAGGACCUGAUUGAAAAUAAAUGACUUUCAAACUCGGAAUACUGCAUUCUGUUAAUGUGAUCUUCCUGUAUCCCACCAACGAGAUGGAUUGAGGCAGUCACAUGACACUAAGAACGAAGAAAUGAACAUCGAUUUUUGUGUGAAUUGUUCUGACGGUUCUUCAAUUUAGGCAGUGUUCAGGAGGAAUUUCCAUUGGAUGGAAGGGAGGUGGCACAUUGAAUAUUGUUUUUUUAAAGAGGAGAGAUUUUACAAAACAUACUAAAAAGAUUAGUAAAUACCUCAAACGGCCCCUUUCCUGGCCGUAUCUGAAAAAAAAGUGAUAAUCUUUUGGUGGCUUUUGAUGAUGGUUCACACAACUUCAAAUCGAUGACUGUGCCAUUUAACUUGUGCAAUACUAAUAGGUAGAUUUAGAGGGUAAUAUUUCAGUGCAUUUGGGCCUCUGUUGUCUUAGCUGGGUCAUUGAAGGUCUACAAUAUUUCUGUCGAUGUGAAAGGCCUGCAGUAGGUUUGUGAUAGGAAUGUUUUCUGCAGUCGAGCAAGGGAAAUUGUUCACUUCAUGAAUAAGGAGUGUGCGAGAAAACAAGAUGUGACAUCCUGUAUCUGUGGCAAGUCUGACAUUACCAUAUUGUGUUGCUUUCUUGGCCAGAAGCCAACUUACUAUUGUCGGAAUAAGCUAACACAAAAGUUGAGAGAAUAGACAAGUGGAAACCAUGAAAUGGUUGCAUUGCGUAAAUCUAGUGCAUUUUGCUGAAUGCAGGUCCAUUCUAAUAAAGGGCACUUUCCAAUAUUUGGCUGUCUAUAGUCAGUUGGGAUGUUUAGUUGUUAAGGCGGGAUGUCAACUAUUGUUGAAUACAGGGUGUCAACAUCUAGAAAUUGUAACUAAUAGAUCAAUCACUGUUGGUGAUAUUUAAAAUCGAUAUAAAUAUAUGAUAUAUAUGUUCUCUUUGUUGAUCAAGAAGAAGUAAUGCUUAACUUAUUUCCUCUUGUCUCGAUUCCAGUGUCUAUUUUGCUCUUUUGAACGUGAAAAUGUAAAAUGUGAAAAUUCAGAUAACCCAUGCAUGAACGAGGUUAUCAUAAUUGAGCUUUUCUGUAGCACUUAUUUAGUUUGCUUGGUAUAUCCAUUCACAAGGUCUUUAAUAAGGGUUAACUAUAUUCUCAGUCUCGACAGAAAAGAUUUGUGGUUCAGAAAGUAACAACAAAGCAACUUGGUUUAGGAGUUGAACCCACAACCUCUAAGUCAUUCAGCUCUGUGCUAUAGCUGUACUGCAUUGAAUACACUACAAAGGUCACCAAUGCAACCAUGCAAGGUAUUCUGCUCUGGCAACUUUUGAAAAUCAGUCACCAAUGUUUCCUAAAGCCCUAGGUACUUCAUUUAUGAAGAGAAAAGCGAAAUUGCACAGUUUACACUUCAUCUAGAGCAUGAUAAACACUGUGUAAAUGGAGUACAUGUACUGUACUGUAUAAUACUCGCUGUUGUUUAGUUAUUUCGAAUCAAGAGUUUAUUUUACAAUUGUUAGUUUAAUACUGUAAACAACUGUAUAUACUGUGCUUCAUCUCGGGAUAAGAUUAGAGUAUAUUAUAUACUACUUGAACUUGCAGGCUGUAAUGUGUACUGUAAGCCCCUCUAAUAUUGCCCCUGAUGACCUUCACAUCGAUGUCUACUGUAAAUACAAUGAAACUUUUUGUUAAUCAGAUCAACAACACAGCUGGAUCAGUAUACCAUGAAUCAAAGCUGUGACUUUUUUAUGUUCUGUUACUUUCCUGAUAUUUGAAUUGCAUCUAUGCCCAAGCAAAAGGAUAUUCCAUGUAUUUGUGUGGUUAUUUAUGGUGUAGAACACUUUUUAUCAAAUUGCAUUUCCAGUGAGUAGCACUCACUAUUCUAACCAUUACACACCCAUGUUCCUGAAUGGACUCUUCUACUGCAUGCUAAUUAGGAGAGUCUAUCCAUGGGAGUGGGGGUGAAAUGGCUUAAUCCAUUAUUGGUGGGUGUGUUCCCGUCUAAAGCGAUAACUGUAACAGGAUAAAAUCCAUGGUAUUGCCCAACAAUAUGGUAUCUCAUUCCAAAACUUAUAGGAAGAUAAAUGAAUAAUUUAUUAAGAUGCAUUCCAGGUUAAACUUCAAAGCAUUGUCAAGAUAUAUUCUCCUGAUCCUUGUUUGGUAAUGUAGAUUUAUACUUUUGUAGUUUUGUUUAACUUAUGCAAAAAUUUAGAGGCACAAAAGUUCUUAAUUUGGUACAGCUUUGUGAAAAAUGUGCAUAAAUUCCUUACUUUCUUUCCAACCCAUCUGCUUCAUUUCCUUGGCUUUCCCACACUUUUCCUCUGCUGGAAGUGACACAGUAACCACGGUAAGGGAAGGGGGCAAGGUGCAAACCAACUUAAAAUUCUUCUUUUCAAAUGAAAAGUUUUUGGCUUUGUAAAUAGAUCGACAACAGGUUGACCCUGUUACAGGCUGUUUUUUCUUGUUCAAUUUCUGGGUCUUCAGGGGAAACAAAGUGGCAUUGGAACAAAUUGUGAUACUGUGAUUUUGAAACUAUUUUGGAAAAGUUUCUUUUUUAGGCCAGGUUUAUAUAGAGUUCGCAUUUUCAUAUGUAACAUGUCAUUUUUCACUUGUAAUUCCUGACAUGAAGGUCGAACAAGUCAUCUUCAAAGAGCGGGCAACAUACGCUUCACGAUGUCACAUAAGUCAAUUAACGAAAGUGACAAGUAUACCAUGACAAGUGACAGUGUGAAUCCUAUGUAAGCCCAGCCUUUUAGGGCGAAAUCACUGAAAUUCAACUUUGUUACAAAAGUGACAUUGAAGAGGAAAUGAUUUUUUCUUAUAAUUUUUUCACAAAACUGUAACUUGGAGACCCUGAAGUUCUGACUUCAUUCCAUUGGGGUGAUUCUGUAACCCAAAAACACGGAAGAGGUGUGGUUACAGUUAACCUGAUAUUAUGUGAUAUCUUAAUCUUUAUCUAUACCAUUCUCGUUCUCAGUGUAAAGACACUAUAGGGACCUGCAGUCUACAGCUGUUUGGGACUGCUGAAGGCAUUUAAUUCAUUUCAGGGCAUAAGAGGGCGUGUCUUGUUCUUUAAAAAAAAGAAGGAAUCUUGAUGCCGUCUCUUGACCAAUGACAUAUGUGACAUCAACGCCAAUUUUGUAUAUGCUGAUGCUUGUGUCAUUUAUCACAAAAUCUUUUGGCAUUACCGUCAGAAAGUUUAAAUGCCUCCAACACCACCUAGGGGGAUGUUUCAGAUUGCAGGUUCCUCAAUAACUUUAUUUUUCUGUGUAAACGAAUGUAUUCCAGUGAGAUAUGAGUUAUAAUUGUGAUAUAUCAAUAGUCAUUAAUAGUUGAUGUGGUCCAUUGUUAGCAUUUAUGUUGCGCUGGUUAAUUGUUCCAGCAUCAGGAAUAAGUAAAGUUUGCCCAAUUCUAUUGGUGCACAGACAGGAUGGCAAAAUCUGAAAGAAUCAAGGCCGGUACUGUAGACCAGUAUAUUUUUGCACCUCUUUAUAUUGGCAGAAUACAACAUUACAUAUGUAUUUCCUGUUUUUUUCGGUUUCGCGAAUCGUGAAAAUUUGAAUAUUGAAUGCCAGCUUUUCGACCUGGUCAGUCAGUGUUUAGAUUCAGAAUAAACUGACAUUGUGGAAGCACUCAGUGUCAAUCUAUCAAUUCAAAAGAUAAAGAUAAAUACUGUUAAGACUAGUUUGUGUGUGUGGGGAGGGGGGCGGGGGAGAAGUGUAAGAAUCCUACUGGUCAUACAUGAAGGCUGCACUUCCAUGUGUCAUCUGUUAUUUCAUUGUUCUGGUAAGUUAUACUAAAUGUUAUAUAGACCAUGUACAGCUUGUUGCUAUUAUAACACCUCCCGUCACACGGAUAUAUACCUCCACUUAUUCAAAUAAGUUAUAAUAGAAGACAUAGCCUAAAACAUUCGAGGUUGUUAGUCUAGCUGCAUUUUAAAAUGUAUUGCACUUCCCUGUGUAUCUGGAUAAACUUUCCAACACAUUCCCUUCCAAAGUGAGACAAGCACCUGUCAGGGAAAUUGCAACAUGUUAACAUGUUGUCUUAGUGACGAGUGUGCAGGUUGAAGGGAAGUAGUCAAAUCAAACUGGUUAUCUUCUUGCCAACAUCCAAUUGUUGUUGGGCAUCCCUGCAAACUUUACGAAAAUUUACAGCAAAAUGAUAGCCGGUGACAAGAUCACAUGUCACAGCAACUUUUCUAGAGGAUAUGCACCCUGCUUCAAUGUUUCCCUGUAUGUACUUGAUAGGCUAGACAUUGAGAUCGUGUAUAUUUUUGUAACAGUGCAUUUGUGAGAUAGUCUAUUUGGUAUAGUCCAGUGUAAAUGUGUUUGUUGUCCCCUGUAUAUAGCCCAUAUGAACAAAGUGUUAAUGUCAGAGUUGAAAUGUACAAUUGUGAAUAUUUGUAAAUCUUGUGAAGAUAACAAUAAAUGGGAAGUACCUGACA